Messenger RNA from Saccharomycodes ludwigii, 1485 nucleotides. RefSeq lists its product as uncharacterized. Bases 1 to 1485 code for a protein of 494 amino acids. The record is from RefSeq and is a predicted model, not a curated record. Lineage: Eukaryota; Fungi; Ascomycota; Saccharomycetes; Saccharomycodales; Saccharomycodaceae. The transcript has a single exon.
AUGAACGAAAAAUCUACUACAGCUAAUAAGAAUGAACAAAAUGAAAGUCCAGCCCACAGUAACAACUCGGCAAACAAAUUGUUACAAAAUGGUGUGAAUUCAACUUCAUCGACUACACCUGCUAGUGCAGAAGAAACCUUCAGCCAACAGACUACCGAACCUAGCGCUAAUAAUACAAGAUUUGUAGUUGAAUCUCCAUUUGGUUCCAACUCUCCUGACACAAUCAAUAUUAAUAUUCCAGCUCAUUUAGUAGAAGCCGUCAAAACAUUGAUUAGAAAUGAUGCUGCACGCAAUAUAUCAAAUAACUACACGACAAACCAACUCAUGGAAUCAAAAACUAUAUUACCCAUGGGAGUUCCCAAAAAUAAGUUACCACUGCCACCAAAACCACCUAUUAGAGACUUUGUUACACUAGCAGCUAAAACAGACUACUUAGAACCAAACGAAUUGACAUGUUCUGUCUGGGGAUCCCUAAAUUCCCACAAUGCAACUAACUACAUCAUUCCUUGGGAUAACUUCCCCAGUUUGUACUAUGAAUUCGCCAGAUUCGACUCAGACACAUGGAAGAAAUUUAUAUCUCGGUUGACACCAAUGCCCUACCCAGUAUCAUCCCUAUCUGAAAUUGUAAACUUCAUAAGAUGGUAUAAUAAGUUCACCUACGUAACACAUCAGAAUGGUAUUCAUCAACUAUUAUUUUACACUAUCUUCUCUAACAUAAAGAAACCAUCCCCAAUCGAAGAAGCUGAAAAUAAAGAACUAGUGACGACUAUAUUACCCAAGAUAUUUCCACACAGAUUGAGAAAUACACUAAGCAACAGCUGUUCAUCAACAGUAUUCAGAGAUCAAAUAGAAGAAGUAUUUCCAGCAGGGCCACUCGUAAUAGCUACAAAAUUACUAAAUCAAUACAUAAUAACCAAUACCACGACAGUUGCCGAUAUAGAAGACCAAUUAAACAUAAUCCAAUCCCUAAGGUAUUGCGCAAGAAUGGACGCAAUGCCAGAUAAUGAAAUAAUCCCACAUCUUAGAGUCAAAAUUUCCGACUGCUAUGGGGAAUCAACGGCACAUUUAAUCAGAAAAUGGAUCAACACUCCAAAUCUAACUUUAAAGGAGUUACUAACAGACCUACACGAAUAUAUGCAAAUAAAUAAAAGAUAUGGAUUAUCAACGAACACAAAAAAUAGCGUAUCAUCAAUGAACCUCCACAUCACUCACACUGACAGAUAUCACAAAACACCUUAUCCAAAACACAGACACAACAACAGAUAUCCAAAUAGAAACAAAUAUUGGGCUCGUAAUAAUUCACCUACUUUGCGUCAUCAUAUGAAUCAUCAAUCUCGCUUUCAAGCACCACGCAAAAAUUCAACAAAUCACUCAAACAUUAACGAUGUAUACCAAAACAAUGCGGACUUCAUUGAACGAAGAAGUCGAAUAGCCGACUUUCAACCAUUUUUUCCAGAUGCCUCAAAUAUUAACCGUAGACCAUAG